Molecule: messenger RNA, 2592 nt
Organism: Lolium rigidum
Lineage: Eukaryota; Viridiplantae; Streptophyta; Magnoliopsida; Poales; Poaceae
Product: E3 ubiquitin-protein ligase RSL1-like
Exons: 3
Coding region: 1-1101 (366 amino acids)
Biological process (GO): ubiquitin-dependent protein catabolic process; positive regulation of proteasomal ubiquitin-dependent protein catabolic process; protein polyubiquitination
Cellular component (GO): cytoplasm; ubiquitin ligase complex
Molecular function (GO): ubiquitin conjugating enzyme binding; zinc ion binding; ubiquitin protein ligase activity
Source: RefSeq, a predicted model, not a curated record
AUGCCGUCCGCCGGGACUUUCCCCUUGUCCGCCCUUCUCCUCCUCCUUGUCCUCUCGGCCGAGGCGCAGCCGGUGGAAGGCCUCAUGCCGGCCGGCAACGCCACCGCGACGGAAGCAGCAGAGAUGUGCGCCGUCUUCCACGGCGGGCUGGUGGACCAGGCGCCCGUCGCCGUGUUCCUCGACGACGCCCUGCUGCUGCCGUCGGCGUCGGGCUUGGCGCCUCCACCGGCGCCAUGGCGGGCGCCUUCGCCGCCGACGCCGCCGCCAAUACUGACGGACACGCUCGCGACUACGCCUGGUGCCGCGCCUGCGCGUAAAAAGGGCUUGAGCUGGCGAGCCAAGACAUGGGUCCUCGCCGUCGCGAUGUUGAUCUUCCUGUUCCUAUCCAGGCCCGAAGCGUUCCCAGCAUCGCGCAUCGACGGCAGUGGAGCCGAUUCGCCGCUCGACGGCGACGGCGGCGGCGAGUUCUUCUACUGCGCCAUCUGCAUGGAGACGGUUGCCGACAUCCUCAAGUUCAGUGUCACCUCUUGCGGCCACGAGUUCUGCUUCAACUGCGUCGCCCAGUACGUCGCCGCGAAGCUGGGCGAGAACGCCGCGCGCGUAGACUGCCCUGACCCUGGCUGCGGUGGCGCGGGCGCCGUCGACCCGGAGAGCUGCCGCGGCAUCGUCUCCCCAGAUCUCCUCGACAAGUGGGGUUUCCUGCUCUGCGAGUCCGCGUUCGGUGCCGAUAACAAGGUGUACUGCCCGUACAGGGAGUGCUCGGCGCCUCUUCUCGCAGAUGAUGGCGGGGAGGCGAUCGCGCAGGCGGAGUGCCCGCACUGCCACCGCCUCUUCUGCGCCCGCUGCGCCGUGCCGUGGCACGCCGGCGUCGAGUGCAGGGAGUUCCAGCAGCUCGGGCAGGACGAGCGCGGACGCGACGAUCUCUUGCUCCGCCGGCUCGCCGGCCGCCAGAGGUGGCAGCGCUGCCCCAAGUGCCACAUGUACGUGGAGAAAUCGGAAGGGUGCAAUUACAUCAAAUGCAGGUGUGGAUACAGCUUCUGCUACAGAUGUGCAUCCAAGGUGUCUGCGAUAACCCAUUACUGCAACAAGUGCAAGCGCUAGCCAUCUGUUUGGUUUGGUUUGGUUCAGAUAGACCUCACCACCAAAGCUACCCAGUAUUACUUAAUUGCUAACCGACUACUAAUACUGCCAUGUUAUCUCUAGCGAAAACUGAAAAUCUAGGCUUGAGACGAUCAUCUGGAUGUAGAGAACCAGUACGAGCUAGAACCACGACUGCGCUUCGCUGCGCUGGUAAUGCAUUUUUCACAUGUGUGAAUCCAAGUUGCUGUUAUUCAAAGUGCAUUCACAAGGUAAGCACUCUCUUGGUUUACUGAAGCAGCAAAAUAGAAUCCCAGCCCAACAGGUAGCCAAUACAGGAACAUGACAGACAGCUUAACACAUCUUGAAUGCUGUAAGGUGAUCUCACAUGACCCUUAAUUUGCUCCCACCAUGAUCCAGCCAUCUUUAACCAGCUUCAACCCAAGCACUUGUUGUUCAUUAAUUCUAGCUGAAAUCUUGUUAAGUUGUUGGGUUGCAUUGGCUUACACAUGAUGGCUCCUAGACAGAUAAAACGUAAACAUCGGCUGAAACAACAGAAAAGAACUAAACACUGCAAUGCAAUAUGUGUAAACCAAAUAAAUCCAUCAUUUGCAUAUCAUGUGAAAGAACGGACCAAUACUAUAUAUGAAUGCAACACUCGGAGAUUCACUGCCAGAUGCAUAACUAUGCAUACUUACACUCAGAAGAACAAAUUAUAAUUUCUGAACAAUGAUUAGGCAACCACUUCUACUAUGGAUAUACCUCAAUUUUCUAUACAUAAGGAAGAUGCCAUUUUUGUGGACUUAUUUUCUUAUCCUUCUAGUGCUCUUCUAAACACUUCAUAACACUUCUCUCGGGUGGAAAACACCUCAUUCGUCUACUUUUGUUCAUAUAUUUUAGUCAUAUUGAUUAUUCUAUCAUUUCAUCUCCAAAGAACUGAUAGAAUUUAUUGCAAAAUUUGGAAUACAAUAUCUUUCCAUUAUUUCCUCUAAAAAUUACGGCUCUCUAUUGUUGUUUUCGUUUGCCACGUACCGUGCAUUUAUUUGUUCAUUCAGUUAUGUGGAUAAUGCUUUGAUUUGUUACCUUUGAAUAUAUGUCCUCUUUUUAGUAUGGCCAUAAUAAGGAUUUUAAAGCGUGAAUUUCUUAAACAUGGACUACUCCUGUUUUAUCCAGGUCUUAUUUACUCAAGAAUGUAUUGCAAUGCUACUAGUGUUCACUAUUUUCUGAUAAACAUGGAUUAGUCCAGAAAAUAUCAUACUAUCCGCUUAUUUAUUUCACCUAGAAGUAGAGAAGCUUAGAAAUUACCAUCUCCAAGAACAACCAUUAUGUAACUUUACAUAUACAUGCUCUUGCUUUUUCACCAUUUAAUUAGUUACACAACAUGCUAGAAAUGCAAAGAGAAUAUGUCACAUAGGCAAUAUGGAGCACGAAACAAACUAUAGGCUUUCGGUGUUGUCUUCAGGUCCUUACUUCACACAUCAGGUGUUCUACAUGGUAGCAUAACUUCUCUCUUUA